Messenger RNA from Zychaea mexicana, 1737 nucleotides. RefSeq lists its product as uncharacterized. Gene Ontology annotation, molecular function: flavin adenine dinucleotide binding; NADP binding; N,N-dimethylaniline monooxygenase activity. The coding region runs from base 177 to 1682 and encodes 501 amino acids. NCBI's taxonomy places the organism in Eukaryota, Fungi, Mucoromycota, Mucoromycetes, Mucorales, Lichtheimiaceae. The record is from RefSeq and is a predicted model, not a curated record. The transcript is spliced from 8 exons.
AAUGAUACUGCUACAGCAGAUUACAACCCGCGGAAAUCUGUUGAAGGUUUUCAUUCACUCGUGAAUAUAAAAGUGCUUGGAUUUUGAACAUCCUCGCCGCAUUAUUUUUUCCAGUUGAAAAUUUACAUUCACACAUUUCUUCAUUUCAUUGUACAUCAACAGACCAAAUUGCAAACAUGAACACGAUGAAAAAGCCUUCUAUUGCUGUCAUUGGUGGAGGUUUCGGUGGUAUCUAUGCAGCCAUCAAGAUUAAACAAGUACUUGGCAUUUCUGCACAAAUUUUCGAAGCUUCUGAAGAUAUUGGUGGCGCAUGGUUUGCCAACUCAUAUCCAAACUGCGGCUGUGACAUACCUUCUCAUCUCUAUUCGCUGAGCUCAGACCCUAACCCUAACUGGUCCCAGUUAUAUGCUUCGCGGGAUGAAAUACAUGACUACAUUCAAGAUGUGGCAAGGAAGCACGACUUGUAUCGUCACACCCUAUUGCAAACCAAGGUGAUCAAGAGCGAAUGGGUUGCAGAAUCCCGCAAAUGGAAACUGGAUCUGCUUGAUUGUAGUAACGAAGGUUACAGAGACCUUGAAAGUGUAUUUUAUGACUUUGUAUUUCUUUGCGUUGGUUCUAUCCGCGUUCCUUUGAUUCCAGAACAGUUCAAACAGUUCUCUGGAAACGUUGUACAUACCGCCUAUUGGGAUCCUUCUAUUGAUUUUACAAACAAGCGUGUUGCAGUAAUUGGAAACGGCGCAAGCGCGGUUCAAGUCAUUCCUUCUGUGGCCCAACAAGCAUCACAAUUAUACAGCUACCAACGCUCAGUGUCCUGGUGCACGCUGCGCAAGCAGUAUAGUUACUCGGCCUUUAUGAAGUUUAUCUUCAAAUGGAUUCCAUUGGUUGCUCUUAUUUAUCGCUUAUAUUUAUUUCUGGAGAUCGAGCUCGGUUUUAUGAGCACAUACAAAAACUAUAACAGCCUUGGUGCGAGACGCUACCGAAAGAAACUUGAGAUCGAAAUGCGUAACCGAAUUGAAAAACAAGGCAGGCCUGACCUGGUGGACGUCUUGAUUCCUGAUUUUGCGCCUGGAUGCAAACGUCUCGCUAUUUCCGACAAUUUCAUUGAGGCCUUGUGUCAAGAUAACGUUGUAGUCCAAACCAAUCGCGUAAAAAAGGUCAAGGGUCGCACAAUUAUUACAGAAGAUGCUGACGAACAAGAGUUCGAUCUCUUGGUUCUUGCUACUGGCUUUAAUGUUGCAGGGUUCUUAGGUCACUUGGAAGUUUACGGCAAGCCCGAGCAAUCAUUAAAUAAAGCAUGGGAAAACGAGUUUCCCGGCUUGUACAAGUCCACAUUGAUGAGCGGCUAUCCCAACAUGUUCAUGAUCCUUGGUCCUUCUAGUUACCCUGGUACUAACUCAGCACUAUAUAUGGGUGAAAGUCAAGUGAAUUAUUCUGUCGAAUUGAUCAAAAAGAUGCUCAAGGAUAAGAUUACUGCGGUGGAGCCUUUGAAGGAAGCACAAGAUAAGUGUGUGGAAAAACUCAAGACCGGCUUCGAGAAGACUGUAUGGAAAGGUGGCUGUACCUCUUGGUAUAUGAACAAGCAAGGCGAUAUCACCACGUUUUGGAAUGGCACCUCACUUGAAUUCAGCUGGAUGUUGCGUCCUGCUACUAGCUAUGAUGAUUUUCUUGUAUACAGAAAAUGACUGUAGUAAAACAAUAAAAAAAACCACAAUAUUGUAUUGUAUGCAUAUGCGAGUG